Messenger RNA from Megalops cyprinoides (Indo-Pacific tarpon), 1672 nucleotides. Its product is annotated as protein SFI1 homolog. The transcript has 13 exons. Bases 199 to 1578 code for a protein of 459 amino acids. NCBI's taxonomy places the organism in Eukaryota, Metazoa, Chordata, Actinopteri, Elopiformes, Megalopidae. Gene Ontology annotation, molecular function: phosphatase binding. The record is from RefSeq and is a predicted model, not a curated record.
ACUACACACUACCAGCACACUCUUCUCUCCAAGGUGCUGUUGUUGUGGAGGGAGGUCACUGCUCAUAGAGUGUACUCUCAUCACCAACAAGAACAGACUGUGAAGGGAGCACAGGCUCACCUGCAACGAGUGAAGUUACAGCAGGCAUUUAAGCAAUGGAGGGAGCGAAGCAGUCAGGUAUCAGAGGAGAGACUGGGCAUGGAAAAGGCCAGACAGAAUCACCACAGGGUUCUCCUCCGAAGCAGCCUGAGGGCCUGGCACCUGCAACACUGCCAGCACAAACACAAAAAGGCAAUGAAAGGUCAGGCUGACGGGUUUCAAGAACGUAAGAUCUGCCUGCACCAUUUCACCUUUUGGAAAAGACAGCUGAUACUCAGGCGGGAUGAUGCAGAACAUACAGAGGUGGCUCUCUGGCAUUGGUCGCUCAGCUUGCAGGCCAAGGUAAUGGAGGCUUGGAGAGGUUGGAUCGUGGAGAGGCGCCAGAUGCGAGACCGGCUGGCCCAUGCGGCCCAGUUCCAUCGGGACCAGUUAUUAAGGGAGGGUGUAGCACAUAUCCUGACCUACACUGCAGACAUGGGCAGCUUUCGUGUCAGCCUGGCACUGCAGACUCAGGAGCAGAGCGCCCGUCGACUUCAGAGUGUUGUAAGGCAUUGUGCCAUGCGAUGGAAGCAGCAGGCUCUGUGUAAGCCAGACGGCUGCAGGAGCAGGCACCACAAGAAGAGUGUCAUCUCCUGUCUGCCAGUGCCUGAUUCAGCAUCAGAGAGCACUAGCAAGGACACCUCAACGGGGCAUGCUCUUGAGCAAGGGCCAAGAGACUGUACCUCCAAUGAGUGGGUUUUUGUGCGUGCAUCCAGUCUGCAGCCACGGAUACCUGACCACCUUUUAAACUCCUUGGAUACAGAGGUGGCACCGAGGCCCACACCAAGCAGUACCCAGCUGCUACCCUCCCAUCCUAUCUGUACAUCUGAUAGGGAUGGAAAAGGCCAGGCCUCCCCCCUAGACCAGCCAUUAUUUCAAACAACUUCCACCAUACAAGAAACGCCACCUGUUGGACAGACUGGCUGCUGGCAUGAGCCCCCUGACCAGGAAUUGUUGCCCCCUUCCUCCUUCAUGACUACUGGAGUAACAACGCACAGCUCCCAAAGGGAAGUGAACCAGCCCAACAAGAAACUCAACAACAGCCAGCCGCCUGUUCCCACAGGUGGUGUUUGUGAGGGAAGCAAUAAGGACAAAGUGGAGGAGAUGGGGAUGAAUGUGAUGGACCCACAGCCCAGUCCUUACUCAACCUUUGCCCUUACCAAAGAGCUGCUCAGGGUUCGACAGGAGAUGCAUCGUUUUCAGCAGGAGAAGAAGCAGCUCCAGUCAUGGCGUAGACUUGCAGAGGUGUUAAGAAGCUGGCUACACACAAAUGCGAAUCUGGCAGAGACAGAGUGCCAUACAACUAGACUUGAACUGGAGGAGCUGGAGGCCCGGAUAAGCAGGUUGGCGAAACAGCUGGAAGAGGAGAAACCAGUCAUGCGGCAAUACGCUACCAUGAUUAAAAACAUUGCCAGCAGGCUUAGGGAUACAGAUCUCUGAAGAGAGGGAACUUGAGUGCUUCUAUCAUGCAUGUGGGACCCUAAGAUUUAAACUGCUGUGAUGCAACUUGAGCAAGACUACAACAGCUCUUCGA